Messenger RNA from Ctenocephalides felis (cat flea), 1471 nucleotides. RefSeq names its product probable isocitrate dehydrogenase [NAD] subunit alpha, mitochondrial (gene Idh3a). The record is from RefSeq and is a predicted model, not a curated record. Gene Ontology annotation, cellular component: mitochondrion. Gene Ontology annotation, biological process: tricarboxylic acid cycle; isocitrate metabolic process. The transcript is spliced from 7 exons. Gene Ontology annotation, molecular function: NAD binding; magnesium ion binding; isocitrate dehydrogenase (NAD+) activity. Lineage: Eukaryota; Metazoa; Arthropoda; Insecta; Siphonaptera; Pulicidae. Bases 59 to 1159 code for a protein of 366 amino acids.
UCCUUUUCUGCAAUUUUUCUUGAAUCCGCACUUUGAUUUUAGUCCGUUCUAAAAAUAUAUGUAUAAUUAUUUAAUAGAAAUGGCUGCCAGGUUUAUUACAAGAUUGUCCCGGUCCGUUCCAUCUGUCUCAAACCGUUCCUACAGUAGUGAUGUGAAAAAAGUAACUUUAAUUCCUGGUGAUGGAAUCGGUCCAGAAAUUUCAGCAGCUGUGCAGAAAAUAUUCACAGCAGCUGAUGUACCCAUUGAAUGGGAAACUGUUGAUGUUACACCUGUCAAGUACCCCGAUGGUAAAUUUGGAAUCCCACCUGCAGCCAUUGAAUCUGUUAACCGUAACAAAAUCGGUUUAAAGGGACCUCUUAUGACACCGGUCGGAAAGGGGCACAGAUCUCUCAAUCUUUUGCUUAGAAAAGAAUUUAAUUUAUAUGCUAACGUCAGGCCUUGUAGGAGCUUGGAUGGUUAUAAAACUCUAUAUGACGAUGUGGAUGUUGUGACAAUUCGUGAAAACACAGAAGGUGAAUACUCUGGUAUUGAGCACGAGAUUGUUGAUGGUGUUGUGCAGUCAAUUAAACUAAUUACGGAAGAUGCUUCAAAAAGAGUUGCUGAAUAUGCUUUUGUUUAUGCCAAAGAGAACGGCCGCAGCAAAGUUACGGCUGUACAUAAAGCAAAUAUUAUGAGAAUGUCAGACGGUUUGUUCUUGAGAUGUUGUCGUGAAAUGGCUGAUAAGUAUCCUGAAAUUAAAUUCGAAGAGAAAUAUCUGGAUACAGUUUGUUUGAACAUGGUGCAAGACCCCAGGAAAUAUGAUGUAUUGGUGAUGCCAAAUCUGUACGGUGACAUUUUGUCUGAUAUGUGCGCUGGUUUAGUAGGAGGUCUUGGUUUGACGCCAUCAGGAAAUAUGGGACUUAAUGGAGCGCUAUUUGAAUCUGUGCACGGAACAGCCCCAGACAUAGCCGGUCAAGACAAAGCCAACCCCACUGCCCUCUUGUUAUCCUCCGUAAUGAUGCUGAGACACAUGAACCUUACAAAACACGCAGACUUAAUUGAAACAGCAGCCUUCGAGACAAUCCGUGAAGCCAAAUACCUAACAGGUGAUUUAGGAGGCAACGCUAAGUGUUCAGAAUUCACAAACGAAAUAUGUGAAAAGAUAUCCAAAGCAAAAUGAUUCCGCUAAUUGAAUCAUUGAAAGCAUUUAAAUUAAUAAUUAAAUCCAAUAGGAAAAUGUUAAUAACAAACAAAAGAUAGUGUAGAUUUUAAUUGAGAGAUGGACAGUCGAGGUUGCCAUGAUGUAAUAUUUUUUUUGUCUUGUAUAUUAUUUUUGUAACGGGUUUUACACAGAUUUUCAAAUAUAUAUAUAUAUACAUAUAUAAAGUAUUUUAUCAUUGCUGUUAAUUCGUAGUCAAUUACAAUGAUGUACAAAUGUAAAUUGAAUAUAAAUGUAAUUACUUAGUGUAUAUUUUUCAAAUAUUGUUUUUUU